UGAGCCGAAAGGGGCAGGGCAGAAGGAAGGCGAUACAAACACGCCGCCGGAACAGCGCGGCUUCUGCCGCUGCCUUCGUGCGCCUUACUAGCGCGAGUUCAGUGCUGGCGCGGGAGGCGGAGGCGGGCGGCGGCGGCGCCUGCGCGGUCGGGCUCGGUCGACAGUUCGCAGGGGAGGAGGCGGCGGGAGGCGGAGGAGGCGGCGGCGGCGAUGGAGGUGAAGCGGCUGAAAGUGACCGAGCUGCGGUCGGAGCUGCAGCGGCGGGGCCUGGAUUCGCGCGGCCUCAAGAUGGAUCUGGCGCAGCGGCUUCAGGAGGCGCUAGAUGCUGAGAUGCUGGAGGACGAGGCCGGCGUUGGCGGGGCCGGGCCCGGCGGGGCCUGCAAGGCGGAGCCUCGGCCUGUGGCCGCGUCGGGCGGAGGCCCGGGCGGGGACGACGAAGAGGAGGACGAAGAGGAGGAGGAGGACGAGGAGGCGCUGCUUGAGGACGAAGACGAGGAGCCACCUCCUGUUCAGGCCUUGGGCCAGGCCGCGCAGCCACCUCCGGAACCCCCAGAGGCGUCAGCCAUGGAGGCCGAGCCCGAAUCUUCCGACACACCGGCGGAGGCCACGGCCGGGUCAGGUGGGGUAAACGGUGGUGAAGAGCAUGACACCAGCAAGGGGGAGGAAGACGGGCCGGAGGAACGAAGCGGGGAUGAGACGCCGGGAUCCGAGGCACCGGGUGACAAGGCCACAGACGAACAAGGAGAUGACCAGGAUAGUGAAAAGUCAAAACCAGCAGGCUCAGAUGGUGAGCGGCGGGGGGUAAAGAGACAGCGGGAUGAGAAGGAUGAACAUGGCCGAGCUUACUAUGAAUUCCGAGAGGAGGCUUACCACAGCCGCUCAAAGUCCCCACCACCUCCAGAAGAGGAAGCAAAAGAUGAAGAGGAGGAUCAGACACUUGUGAACCUUGACACGUAUACCUCGGAUCUCCAUUUCCAAAUAAACAAAGACCGAUAUGGAGGGCAGCCACUUUUCUCAGAAAAAUUUCCUACCCUUUGGUCUGGAGCAAGAAGUACUUAUGGAGUAACAAAGGGAAAAGUAUGCUUUGAGGCCAAGGUAACACAGAAUCUCCCAAUGAAAGAAGGCUGUACAGAAGUUUCUCUCCUUAGAGUUGGGUGGUCUGUUGAUUUUUCCUGCCCACAGCUUGGUGAAGAUGAGUUCUCUUAUGGUUUUGAUGGAAGAGGACUUAAGGCAGAGAAUGGGCAGUUUGAGGAAUUUGGCCAGACUUUUGGGGAGAAUGAUGUCAUUGGCUGUUUUGCUAAUUUUGAGACAGAAGAAGUAGAGCUUUCCUUCUCCAGGAAUGGAGAAGACCUGGGCGUGGCAUUCCGGAUCAGCAAGGAAUCUCUAGCAGAUCGGGCCCUUCUACCCCAUGUCCUCUGUAAGAAUUGUGUCAUAGAGUUAAACUUUGGUCAGAAGGAGGAGCCCUUUUUCCCACCACCAGAAGAGUUUGUGUUCCUCCAUGCUGUGCCUAUUGAGGACCGUGUGCGGACUGCAGUUCCUCCCAAGACCAUAGAGGAGUGUGAGGUGAUUCUAAUGGUGGGACUUCCUGGAUCUGGAAAGACACAGUGGGCACUAAAAUAUGCAAAAGAAAACCCUGAGAAAAGAUACAAUGUCCUGGGAGCUGAAACUGUGCUCAGUCAAAUGAGGAUGAAGGGACCAGAGGAACCAGAGAUGGACCCCAAGAGCCGAGACCUCUUAGUUCAGCAAGCCUCCCAGUGCCUUAGUAAGCUGGUCCAGAUUGCUUCGCGAUCAAAGAGGAACUUCAUUCUUGAUCAGUGUAAUGUGUACAACUCUGGCCAACGAAGGAAGUUAUUGCUGUUCAAGACCUUCUCCAGGAAAGUGGUGGUAGUUGUCCCUAAUGAGGAAGAUUGGAAGAAGAGGCUGGAGUUAAGGAAAGAAGUGGAGGGAGAUGAUGUGCCUGAGUCUAUAAUGCUGGAGAUGAAAGCCAACUUCUCUCUGCCUGAGAAAUGUGACUAUAUGGAUGAGGUGACAUACGGGGAGCUGGAAAAAGAGGAAGCCCAGCCCAUUGUUACUAAAUACAAGGAAGAAGCAAGGAAGUUGCUGCCCCCCUCCGAGAAGCGGACAAACCGUCGGAACAACCGAAACAAGAGAAACCGCCAGAACCGGAGCCGAGGCCAGGGCUAUGUGGGCGGGCAGCGCCGAGGCUACGACAACCGGGCCUACGGGCAGCAGUACUGGGGGCAGUCUGGAAACAGAGGGGGCUACCGUAAUUUCUAUGAUCGAUACAGGGGUGACUAUGACCGAUUCUAUGGACGAGAUUAUGAGUACAACAGAUACAGAGACUAUUACAGACAAUACAACCGGGAUUGGCAGAAUUACUACUACCACCACCAACAGGACAGAGACCGAUACUACAGGAACUACUACGGUUACCAAGGGUAUCGGUGAAGCCCCUGCUGUUUUCACCUGUCAGCCAUGAAGCUGAGUCUCUGGGGGUGCCAGGCACCCCCCAAAACACAACCAAGGAAAACGGGCUGUCGGGGUGGGGCUGAGCUGCUGGGGAGGGGUGGUUGGGGGGAGGGUGUGCAAGCAGGGGUGGGGGAGGGGGAGUGGAAACAACAAAACUGUACAUUUUUUUUUAAAGUUUGUGGAAAAGAAUAUUGUCUUAUUCUAUAAAACAUUUCAAACCUAGUUAGGUUAUUUGUAAUCAAAAAAAAAAAAAAAAAACACAUUUGCACAGAAAGCAGCACUUAGGGCUGCCUGUUCUGUACCCUGCAGCUGGAUAGGAAAAGAACGAAAAAUGACUCCCUCCAGCAUUCUAAGACAACUGGAACGGUAGCCCAGGAAGGGAGAGCAUUGUGGAGAGAAGAGGACACCAUGGGGGAACUCUGCGUAGUAGGCAGGAGUAGGAACAGAGGUGGUAGGAGUUGGGACAGGGAACACCUGUGACCAGGGCAGUAAAAAUAAACGAUUGGCUCUUAUCAAUCACUUGUACCAAC
Messenger RNA from Phodopus roborovskii (desert hamster), 2999 nucleotides. RefSeq names its product heterogeneous nuclear ribonucleoprotein U like 2 (gene Hnrnpul2). Bases 211 to 2448 code for a protein of 745 amino acids. Gene Ontology annotation, cellular component: membrane. The record is from RefSeq and is a predicted model, not a curated record. The transcript has 14 exons. NCBI's taxonomy places the organism in Eukaryota, Metazoa, Chordata, Mammalia, Rodentia, Cricetidae. Gene Ontology annotation, molecular function: protein binding.